Messenger RNA from Sinocyclocheilus grahami, 945 nucleotides. RefSeq names its product macrophage mannose receptor 1-like. The coding region runs from base 1 to 945 and encodes 314 amino acids. The transcript is spliced from 4 exons. The record is from RefSeq and is a predicted model, not a curated record. NCBI's taxonomy places the organism in Eukaryota, Metazoa, Chordata, Actinopteri, Cypriniformes, Cyprinidae.
AUGUUGAUUUUAACAGGGCUCUUCUGGAGCAGUUCUGGUCUUUCUCGUCCGUACCACUAUAUAAAUGCAGCAAUGUCGUGGCCAGAGGCUCAGAGUUACUGCAGAGAAAGAUUCACUGAUCUGGCUACUGUAGACAGCAUGGAUGAUGUGAACAGGCUGGUAAAUAAAGUGGAUGCUGGAUACAGUGGAUCAGUGUGGAUUGGACUGAAGAGGGGGACACAGAAACAAUGGAGUUGGUCUAAUGGAGAAAACACAACUUCUCAGUACUACAACUGGGCUUCAGGACAGCCAAAUUGGGAUGGAGAUUGUGUAGUUAUAUUUUCUGGAUUUUGGCAUAAUAUGUCAUGUAGCUAUAAGCGAUAUUUUGUGUGCUAUAAAAAUGAUGGAUACUUCUUCAUACAGAAUGCUAAAAUCUGGACAGAUGCUCGGAACUACUGCAGACAGUAUUACACAGACCUAGCCACCAUCCACAACUCAGAGGAAAAUGACCAGGUAAUUAUGAAAGUUUUAUCUGGAUGGUACAUCUGGUUUGGUCUGUUUCUGGACUCUUGGGAAUGGUCUGAUCAGUGGGAUCUGAGGUUCAGACACUGGGCAGCAGGUCAACCAUUGAUGAGUUCAGGAUCUGGUGACUGUGUUGGCAUGUCAACAACUGAUUCUGGCAGAUGGGCUCACUACAGCUGUGAUCUACAGCAGCCUUUUAUCUGCUAUGGAGAUGACAAGAGAAAACAAAUUGUGAGACUGAAAGUGACCUGUAAGGGAAAAUGUGCAUUGAAUGAUCCUUCACUACAGACGGCCAUUCUGAAUGAGAUAAGUGAAAAGCUGAAGAACAUGAGGUUGGAGAGUGACAGCAAAAUAAGCUGGAGAAAGGGGGGAGAUGGAGAGGCGUUUCAUCAGGAGAACAGCCAUAUAGUGAAUUUGGAUAAUAAAUGUAAUGGGCAUCCGUAA